CGACAAAAUUGAACAAUGGAGAAAUUUAUUAGUUUAUUAGUUUUUUGUACAUUGUUUUUCAAUGUACAGAAUUCUAUGAUCGAAGGUUAUGAAAAUCUGCCUGAGAUAGAUGCUUGGUGGGGCCCGAAAGAUGAACAAGCAAACCAAGAUACCAGCAUCAGACCAUUUAAAGUCAGAUUUGAAGAUGAGAUGGUUGAAGACCUAAGAUACCGUCUGAAGAACCACCGUCCUUUUACCCCGCCUCUAGAAGGCUCAAACUUCACGUAUGGCUUCAACACCAAUAAUAUGGAGAACUGGGUUAACUAUUGGGCUGAUUCCUACAACUUUACGGAGAGGGAGGCGCAUUUCAACAAAUUCCCUCACUACAAGACCAACAUCCAAGGUCUUGAUAUUCAUUUCAUUUGGAUUAAACAAGAAAAUGUCCCGGCUGGUGUUCAAGUGAUCCCAAUGAUGAUGUUACACGGCUGGCCUGGAUCCAUCAUGGAGUUCUAUAAGGCCAUUCCAUUACUGACUGCAGCUUCUGAAGACAGGGACUACGUGGUGGAACUUAUUGUGCCAAGUUUGCCGGGAUUUGGAUUUUCACAGGGAGCAGUUCGCAAAGGUAUGGGAGGAUCAGAAAUAGCCGUGGUCCUGAGAAACUUGAUGCACAGGAUCGGUCACCAGAAGUUCUACCUCCAAGGGGGAGACUGGGGCUCACACAUAUGCAAACUUAUUGCCACUCUGUUCCCUAAUGAGGUUCUGGGCUAUCACACAAACUACGCCAUCUCAUACUCUCCGGCUCCUUACGCGAUGUGGAUCAUGGGCUCCAUCAACGAAGCCUUCCAAUCUCUGGUGGUAGAGCCUCAGGUAGCGGACAGAUUGUACCCAUUCCUUAAUUUCUUCAAGGGAUCCCUCUUAGGAAACGGGUACAUGCAUCUGCAAGCCACGAAACCUGAUACCAUUGGUGUAGCCAUGUCUGACAGUCCGUCUGGUCUUCUCGCCUACGUCCUCCAGAUCGUAUCAUCUGCCACCCGUAGCGACUACACAAACCGGGAAGAUGGCGGCCUUUACGAGAAAUACACACAAGACGAGCUUAUUGAUGACCUUAUGGUAUACUGGGUCAACAACGCCUUUACCACCGCUAUCAGAAUUUAUUCGGAGACUUACAAUGUUAGGAAUAUCGAGAUGGGUGUUCUGGCGAUACCAACAAACGUGCCAUUAUGGCUGCUACAAGGGAAGAGCGAGCUCAGGUAUCAAUCCCCGAAAAUGUUACAGUUCAAGUACACAAACAUUUUAAACACAACUGUUUUGGACACCGGUGGACACUUCUUCGCCUUGGAGUUACCUGAAAUUUUCUCAGACAACGUUUUAACUGCCUUGACAGCCUUCAGGCAGUAUUGGAGCAACAAGAUUGGAUGCGUGAAAAAAAUUGAACCAUUAAACCCGGAAACCAUUGCUAGGCCUAUUAUCGACUUUGCUUGCAAACAUUUUCCAUUAGAUUCUCAUCUGAAGAAAAACUGAAUGCGUGGAUUAGCUGUAACUUUUUUAAAUGAUAUUUGCGACUGUUGCCUUUUAUUUAUCGCCAGCUGUAUUAAGUAAAACGUUGUUUGUUUAUGGUUUA
Trichoplusia ni (cabbage looper) is the source of this 1600-nucleotide messenger RNA. RefSeq names its product juvenile hormone epoxide hydrolase-like. The record is from RefSeq and is a predicted model, not a curated record. Bases 16 to 1500 code for a protein of 494 amino acids. Lineage: Eukaryota; Metazoa; Arthropoda; Insecta; Lepidoptera; Noctuidae. Gene Ontology annotation, molecular function: epoxide hydrolase activity. The transcript has 7 exons. Gene Ontology annotation, biological process: epoxide metabolic process.